AUGGAUUUGUUGCCAGGUCCAAGAUGGAAGAAGGGCAAAGAUGGAAAGGACUUUUCAGCACUAGCAGCAGCUAAUCCCAUGUCAGCCAUUGUUGCCGAGCUGAAGGCCUCGUUCAUAAGCUCAAAGCCCAUGGCAAUUUUGUCAGGUCCAGGUAGUGGUGCUGUUCUUGGAGUUGACCCGGAGCAAGCCGUGAUCCUAAACCGUGCUGCCUUUGGCCACGCCAUCGAGAAUGCAGCGGCACAGAAGCUUUGGUUCCAACUCAGCCCUGAGGAGAUCUUCUACCUAUCCCAUGCUCUGAACUGUGUCAGGGUUGAGUCGCAGGACAAGAAGCAGAUGUGUGAAAAGCAACUGUGGGAUCACUUCAGGUCCAUGUCGGAGUCCUUUCCAGAGAUGUACAAGGCUUACUCACAUCUGAGAUUGAAGAAUUGGGUGGUGAGAUCAGGGUUGCAGUACGGUGCAGAUUUUGUAUCUUACCGUCACCAUCCAGCGCUCGUCCACUCGGAAUUCACGGUAAUUGUCGUUCCAGAAGGUACAUUGUUUGGCAAUAGGUGUGGCCGUCUUGAGGUGUUGUCUGAUCUACUAUGUGCACUCCGGGCUUCUGGCAGUGUAGCAAAGACACUACUGGUUGUGACCAUCAGCAGCAGCAGAAGCAGCAGUUGCGAACUGAGCUCCCCAGAUUGCUUAGAACAGCUUGCUGUUCAGAGAACAAUAACAAGAUGGAUACCACAGCAGUGCCGGGAACAGCGGUGUGAACCAAGCAGCGAUGAAGCCAAUAGGGAAGAACUAAUUGUCAAAAAGGGAAGUGGAGUAUUCAACCACCGGGGUGUGAUACUAGGCUUCGGUAUUCUAUGCAGCUUGCUUGUUGUAAACAAGCUGAAAUUCAGACAGUGA
Molecule: messenger RNA, 891 nt
Organism: Oryza brachyantha (malo sina)
Lineage: Eukaryota; Viridiplantae; Streptophyta; Magnoliopsida; Poales; Poaceae
Product: probable tRNA-splicing endonuclease subunit Sen2
Biological process (GO): tRNA splicing, via endonucleolytic cleavage and ligation; tRNA-type intron splice site recognition and cleavage
Cellular component (GO): tRNA-intron endonuclease complex
Molecular function (GO): tRNA-intron lyase activity; nucleic acid binding
Source: RefSeq, a predicted model, not a curated record